CUCUUCAGUGACGUCGCCUACAAAGCCCGAGACCGAGAGGAUCUGAUCGCCGGAAUAGACGAGUUCUUAGAUGAAGUCAUCGUCCUUCCCCCUGGAGAGUGGGACCCCACAAUCCGAAUAGAACCCCCCAAAAAGAUCCCGUCCGCUGAUCAGAGGAAAUCCGUUUUCUCGGUGAAUGAAGCCGGACAGAUGAACGGCUCGGCCGGAGGGGUUGGUGGUGGCAGCGGGGGAGGUCCAAGCGAAGAUGACGAGAUGCCCGUCGCCCAUGAGAUCGGAGAAGAACUUUCCUGGACCGGCAGGUUCUGUGGAGGAUUAUAUCUGGACAUGAAGAGGAAGCUCCCCUUUUUCCUCAGUGACUUCUAUGACGGCUUCCACAUCCAAUCCAUCUCUGCCAUUAUCUUCAUCUACCUCGGCUGUAUAACGAACGCCAUCACAUUCGGGGGGCUGCUGGGCGACGCCACAGACAACUAUCAGGGGGUGAUGGAGAGCUUCCUGGGCACAGCAAUGACGGGUUCCGUGUUUUGUUUGUUUGCUGGACAACCUCUCAUCAUCUUGAGCAGCACCGGCCCCAUCCUCAUCUUCGAGAAACUUCUGUUUGAUUUCAGCAAGAGCAAUGACAUAGACUACAUGGAGUUCCGCCUGUGGAUCGGCCUGCACUCCGCCCUGCAGUGCCUCCUGCUGGUCGCCACGGACGCCAGCUUCAUCAUCAAGUACAUUACGCGUUUCACCGAGGAAGGAUUCUCCACCCUCAUCAGCUUCAUCUUCAUCUAUGACGCCAUAAAGAAGAUGAUCGGCUCCUUCAAGUAUUAUCCGAUCAACUCCGACUUCAAGCCCGACCAAGUCACCACCUACCGCUGCGAGUGCGUGGCCCCGGACCCAGCCAUAUUUGCACCAAACAUCACUAACACAACUUUGUCCAAUGUCGUGAAUAAUACAGCCUUGGACUGGAGCCAGCUGAGUACGAAGGAAUGUCUGAAAUAUGGCGGCAGCCUGCUGGGGAACUCCUGCAGUUACGUUCCGGAUUUGGCGCUCAUGUCCUUCAUCCUCUUCUUCGGAACGUACUCCAUGACUCUGACACUGAAGAAGUUCAAGUUCAGCCGCUACUUUCCCACCAAGCUUCGUAAACUUAUUAGCGAUUUCUCGAUCUUCAUGUCCAUCCUGCUCUUUGUUGGUCUGGACAUGCUCUCAGGAUUAAAUACUCCCAAACUACAAGUGCCCACCGAUUUCAAGCCCACGCGCCCGGACCGCGGUUGGUUCGUUUUCCCGUUUGGUAAGAACCCCUGGUGGAUCUAUUUAGCCAGCGCCUUGCCGGCUCUGCUGGUGACGAUUCUCAUCUUCAUGGAUGAACAGAUCACCGCUGUCAUCGUCAACAGGAAGGAGAACAAGCUGAAGAAAGCCUGCGGGUAUCACAUGGACCUCUUCUGGGUCGGGGUUCUGCUGGCCAUUUGCUCCUUCAUGGGUCUUCCUUGGUAUGUGGCGGCGACUGUCAUCUCCAUCGCUCACAUUGACAGCCUGAAGAUGGAGACCGAGACGAGCGCGCCCGGGGAACAGCCGCAGUUCCUGGGAGUCAGAGAACAGCGAGUGACGGGGAUCAUCGUGUUUGUCCUCACCGGGAUCUCCGUCUUCCUGGCGCCCAUCCUGAAGUAUAUUCCGAUGCCGGUUCUGUACGGCGUCUUUCUGUACAUGGGCGUGGCAUCUCUCAAUGGCAUUCAGUUCUGGGAUCGCUGCAAGCUUUUCCUAAUGCCGGCAAAGCACCAGCCUGACUAUGCAUAUCUCCGGCACGUCCCUCUGCGCCGGGUCCAUUUGUUCACCGUUGUUCAAAUCGUCUGCCUGGCCGUUCUCUGGAUACUCAAGUCUACUGUUGCCGCCAUCAUUUUCCCUGUCAUGAUCCUUGGCCUGAUAAUCGUGAGGAAGAUGUUGGAUUGGGUGUUCAGCCAACACGACCUCGCCUGGUUGGAUGACAUUUUACCUGAAAAAGACAAAAAGAAACAAGAAGACAAGAAGAAGAAGAAAGGGAAAGACGAGGUGGAUAGUGAUGAGGACCGAGCCGGCCACCCCGGAGCUGAGCGUUCCGACUCUUCUCCCAACGGGUCAGACAUGGACCGCAGCAUUACUCUACACCUGAAGAUCUCCUGUCCCCCCUCUCCUGCUAUUGGCUACCCCAGGAACCCCCUCAAUGCCGUCCCCCAAGUGAAGAUAGAGAUGGACUCUGAAUAUUCGGACUCUGACAUAGACAAGAACCCCCGAGACCGGGGCAGCGAGACGACUUUAUAGCAUCGGCUUUACUGAGCACAGAGUCACACCUGACCGGCAGGAUGGUCUAUUGUAACCUGGAUCUGGUGUUAGAAAAUGGACCAUUCCUGUGUGUGACCCCAGAAAGGAACACCUACCCGGCAAUGGAACACAAGAAAGAACUUCUACUAUGGACUUCCCAACUCAGAGUGAAAUGAGCUCAUUAUGCAGAAACACGGAACUUCUCUAAUAAUAUCACCAUGACGACAAGCGGCACAAAGUUGGGUGCAUUGUAAAGAUUCAUUCAAGGAACCGAUUCCUUCUAAUCAUGACGUUCUACAACCAUCACCAUGAUUCCAGGGUGGGUGAAGCCCAUCGCCUGACCAACACUUCUGUCUUCUACUCCAUACAUUGGAGUCACCUACCUACCCAGCCAAUGGAGGGAAGGGCUGACUAUCAGGAAAAGGAGAAAGGUGUCUCUUCUAUAUAAGUGACCCGAAUGAUUGGCUGCGUCCCGUCCUUCCACCUACAUUCUAUUCAGAUACACGAUUGGCAUCUCACCAUAGAGAACCUGCAGAGCAUUGAGAUGACUCCAUAGACUGAGAUGACUCCAUAGACCGAGAUGACUCCAUAGACUAAGAUGACUCCAUAGACUGAGAUGAUUUCAUAGACCGAGAUGACUCCAUAGACACACUGAGAUGACUCCAUAGACUGAGAUGACUCCAUAGACUGAGAUGACUCCAUAGACUGAGAUGAUUUCAUAGACCGAGAUGACUCCAUAGACUGAGAUGACUCCAUAGACCGAGAUGACUCCAUAGACAUAUUGAGAUGAUUCCAUAGACUGAGAUGACUCCAUAGACUGAGAUGAUUCCAUAGACUGAGAUGACUCCAUAGACUGAGAUGAUUCCAUAGACUGAGAUGACUCCAUAGACCAAGAUGACUCCAUAGACUGAGAUGACUCCAUAGACUGAGAUGACUCCAUAGACUGAGAUGAUUUCAUAGACACAUUGAGGUGACUCCAUAGACUGAG
Rana temporaria (common frog) is the source of this 3262-nucleotide messenger RNA. RefSeq names its product electrogenic sodium bicarbonate cotransporter 4-like. Gene Ontology annotation, biological process: transmembrane transport; regulation of intracellular pH; monoatomic anion transport. Gene Ontology annotation, cellular component: plasma membrane. The transcript has 16 exons. Gene Ontology annotation, molecular function: monoatomic anion transmembrane transporter activity; solute:inorganic anion antiporter activity; sodium:bicarbonate symporter activity. The annotation marks the transcript as partial. NCBI's taxonomy places the organism in Eukaryota, Metazoa, Chordata, Amphibia, Anura, Ranidae. The record is from RefSeq and is a predicted model, not a curated record.